This is a messenger RNA of Pecten maximus, 420 nucleotides long. RefSeq lists its product as uncharacterized. Bases 1 to 420 code for a protein of 139 amino acids. The record is from RefSeq and is a predicted model, not a curated record. The transcript has a single exon. Lineage: Eukaryota; Metazoa; Mollusca; Bivalvia; Pectinida; Pectinidae.
AUGGAGGCACAACAAGGUUCUGCGGAAGCUAGUAGAAAGAGGAGAUGUAUGAAACAACAACCAUACACCAACUUUGUAAGAUCUGGAGAGUCAGGCAGCAAAACAACAGCAAACCAGGGAGGAAUACUGGAUGGAGCUCAGAACUGGGAGAUUCGGUUUGACAUGGCACAAAGACUGUUUUUUCCAGAGAUCGACCAAACCAACCUUCGUCCAGAUAUUCUACUCUGGUCACAGCAAGGGAAGAGAAUGAUAAUAAUUGAGCUGACUGUCUCCUGGGAGUAUCGGUGUCAAGAGGCAUACGAGCGGAAAAGAGAGAAGUACGCCAACCUUGCUGAUGACGUUAGAGCGAAAGGGUGGUGUGUGUGGGUAAUGCCAGAGGAUUCCCUGCACAGUCCAUGUAGAAGAUGUAUGAUACUUUAG